Messenger RNA from Equus caballus (horse), 7172 nucleotides. RefSeq names its product retinaldehyde binding protein 1 (gene RLBP1). NCBI's taxonomy places the organism in Eukaryota, Metazoa, Chordata, Mammalia, Perissodactyla, Equidae. The record is from RefSeq and is a predicted model, not a curated record. Gene Ontology annotation, cellular component: membrane. Gene Ontology annotation, molecular function: phosphatidylinositol bisphosphate binding.
CAGGCGCCUAUCACUGCUCCAUUCUGCUUAGAGGGCAGGUUAGCCUGUCUUGUCCUCUUCCCACUCAGCCUUAACCAGUGACAUUUCCCACCUGGCCCCACUCACUGUGGAGCUGACAACUACCACGCCAGGCCCCGCUGGGUUGGAGGAGAGGUUGAAAGCCCUGGAUCCGCCACAGUUGCCAUUGCCUCCCCAAACACAUUGAAAAUGUCCCUCCCUCUCUUGUGUGUCUCCCUUGCAAGUAUAAGGUGUGCUUUCUCAGACCCCCUGCGAUGAGGGAGAGGGCAGGGCAGAGGGGAUGGGGCUGGCCCAGAUCCCACGCCCACAGCCCGGCUUCCACAUGGCUGAGCAGGAACCCGGGAGCGGACGCACACAAAGGAGGGCUUUGAGGUGGCUCCAGCCAAGCCCAGGCCAGUCCCCUCUCCCCCCUGCUGCUUCGCUAGCCCCAAUCUGGGCCUCCCUGUGAGCCCGAUUUAACAGGAAACUGUGGGCCGUGAGAAGUUCCUUGUGACACACUAAUCCCAGGCUGCUGACUGGACCACACCCCCAGUGGAGGCAACCUCCCCGCUCUGGCUCCCCAAGGACGCAGGCACCAGGUGGCCCCAAGGAGGAGCUGCCGACCUAGCAGGGAGGAGGGGCCUGGAGGGACCAGGACGCAGGAAGCAGGCCCUUCUUUCUCCGAGGACUCCGAGUCGUCCAGAGGCAGCAUGUCAGAGGGGGCGGGCACAUUCCGCAUGGUCCCCGAAGAGGAACAGGAGCUCCGUGCCCAGCUGGAGCGGCUAACAACCAAGGACCACGGGCCUGUCUUUGGCCGGUGCAGCCAGCUACCCCGCCAUACCUUGCAGAAGGCCAAGGACGAGCUGAAUGAGACGGAGGAGACCCGGGAGGAGGUGGUGCGAGAGCUGCAGGAGCUGGUGCAGGCGCAGGCGGCCUCUGGGCAGGAGCUGGCCCGCGCGGUGGCCGAGAGGGUGCAGGGAUGGGACAGCGCCUUCUUCCUGCGCUUCAUCCGCGCGCGGAAGUUCCACGUGGGGCGCGCCUACGAGCUGCUCAAGGGUUACGUGAAUUUCCGGCUUCAGUACCCUGAGCUCUUCAACAGCCUGUCCUUGGAGGCUGUCCGCUGCACCAUCGAGGCUGGCUACCCUGGUGUCCUGUCCAGUCGGGACAGGUAUGGCCGAGUGGUCAUGCUCUUCAACAUUGAGAACUGGGACUGUGAAGAAAUCACCUUCGAUGAGAUCUUGCAGGCAUAUUGUUUCAUCCUGGAGAAGCUACUGGAGAACGAGGAGACUCAGAUUAACGGCUUCUGCAUCAUCGAGAACUUCAAGGGCUUUACCAUGCAGCAGGCCGCCGGCCUCCGGGCUUCCGAUCUCAGGAAGAUGGUGGACAUGCUCCAGGAUUCCUUCCCGGCCCGGUUCAAAGCCAUCCACUUCAUCCACCAGCCAUGGUACUUCACCACGACCUACAACAUGGUCAAGCCCUUCUUGAAGAGCAAGCUGCUCCAGAGGGUCUACGUCCACGGAGAUGACCUCUCCGGCUUCUUCCAGGAGAUCGACGAGGACAUCCUGCCAGCCGACUUUGGAGGCACCCUGCCUAAGUACGAUGGCAAGAUCGUCGCCGAACAGCUCUUUGGCCCCCGGGCCCAAGCCGAGAAUACAGCCUUCUGAGGACGUCUCCUGCUGUCAGCCCUGUAGUUAGGAUCCCUGGGCCUCUCCUUAGCUGUCCUGGACCCAGAAGGCUGGGCAAAGGGCUGCCUGGAGUGACUGAUGCUCCUGAACCUCCCUAAGCUUGGGUGAGCUCAGGUGUCACCCUCCACCCAAGUUGGGGUGCAAUAAAACAGGGGGAAUUCCCUUGAAUGAGAAGAAUUGGGGGCAGUUAUAUUCCUACUGCUUCUGAAGCUUUAGGACUGUGUCUUGUGUGGGGUUGAGUUUCCAAGACUCUAAUUAAGCUUCUCAAUGAUUUCUUUCCUUUGUAACAGUUUUGCUACUUAGGGUCUGUGAAAACGGAUAGGGAGGCUGGUUUAAAAGUCUCCUCCCUGGCCAAAAAAAUACAAUAAAAGGAUAAAAGGGGUGGGGGGCGGGAUAAGGGCAAAUGAUCUGGCAAGCCCAGUAAUCUUGGCGGAUGGUAGGCAGGGGAGGGGUGUUCCAUGAAGUCCAGAGUGGAAGCAGCCUUGAAGAGGCUCCAUUUUGCGGUGGCCUGGUCCCCGAGUCGGGUGCAAUCUGAUGUGUGCAUGUGUAGUGAUGGUCAGGAGCUUAGACCUCCUUCCAGGUGGCAGUUGUGUCCCCCUCUGUCUGUCUGUAGGGUCUCUCCUCCAGACCCCUGGCCUCAACGACCAUUUUCCUUAGAUAUACAGAUGCUGUCUUCUCUGAGCACUCUCAGUCCUCAAUUAUGCACUGCAAGCUUUCUUUGUCUUCCGUCUCAGGAACUUUACAGUCAUGAACUUCUACUUUCCAGCUCUGCAUAUUUUGAUGAAUGCAAAUGCUUUCCUCGGGUGUUUGGUGAUUUUUGAACAUGUGCUCAUUUUUGUUAGAGGCUUUGGUUUGCUGGGCGUGCUGCUCCCUCUUGGGGAAGGGCUGGCUUCUUCUGGGCGUGGGGCUCCCAGGCAUUGACAGAUACUUCUCCCAAGACCCCACCCUGACUUUCCCACCUAGAGGCAGAUGCUUCUUCCUGUUGUCUGGCUAGGGGUGGUGGGUGAGGGUCGACUGGCCUGGCUGCUCCCACUGAGGUACUCCAGUAAUCAUCCCAAGACUUCUCUACCCUUGCCUGGGGGUCAGCCCCUUCCUUGUGGCCAUGGAGCACCCUUGGUGCUGCACCCACCUUGUGGGGCAGGACCGUCAGCUGCUUCCUGGGCUGUGGGUUCAAUCCAGUCCCAUCUGCCUUCACUCCUUCAGGAACUUCUUGAUCCACAGAGAGCCCUCUUGCUUGUUUUCCAGCGUGGCUAUGUACAUGUACAUGUCUACGUGAAUGUACAUAUGUAUAUGCAUUUAUUUCUUACAUCCUUUCUUUCAUUGCUAGGGUUUGCAAUGUAUGCUCGUCACCCAAGCAAAUACCCUGUUUAUCAUGUUCAGUCAACAAUCCAUGGUCAUAAAUGACAUUGACAUAGGACCUCUGAGCUGGAGGAGGAAUCACAGCACAUUAUUGUGGGCGGAAGGGUGGGAGGCUGACCAGCGAGAAUUUUCCCCAAACGCUUCUUCAAACCCUUUCAAAGUUGAGCUCCCCUUUUCCAAAUCAAAUCUCACAUGGAACUCUAGUGUUUAAGCCUGAAAAGAGUGAAGCUGCUCUGGUUGAAGGGGGCUCAGCAGCCUCACCCCGAGGCAUCUCUCGGAAGAUCUACAGCUGAGAAGGUAUUUCCAGUACAAGGGCGUGAGCACAUCUGUCCAAUGGUGCUGAGAGGUCAAGUGAUAAGAGAAUGGAGAUUUGCAUUUGCCAAAUGAGGGGCCCUGGUGACCCCAGAGUACAGGUGUUGGUAGAGUGGGGACAAGGACGUGGCUGAGUUAAAGAAAUGGAAGGAAUAAGCAUUUUUUUAAGCUUUCAAGGUAUACUUUUAGUUGGUUUUCAAACGAAUCGUGCCCCAAAUCUGAGGGAAACAGUGGCUGAUCCCUCUUGGUUGACUCCCAUCUUCCCCUGGCCCCAGAUUGCCGGGACCCCUCCUGGACCAGCCUGGGCCCACCCUCUGAUUUGUGGGGGCUCUCAUUUAUCAGUGAGAUCAGGAUGUGGAGAAAACUGCAGGCCGAUGCUGACCAGGGGCUCUUUAGGCAGCUUGGCUCUUAGUCAAAUCCAAAUGGGAUGCUGGGGUCCCCCCUAAAGUCAGCAGGGCUACGGCCUUGGCUUAGGGUCUGGGUUUGACACAAAAGCCCAGGGGCUUUCUGAGGAGGAAGCUGCAGGGUUGGGACCCCUGAGUGGGCUCUGACUAUGGGCUAGCAGCGCCCCCUGCUGGCCUUGCCCUGGUGCUGCCCCUCCAUGCACAGAGACCCCUGAGCCAGAACUUGCCCAGGCCCCCUGGUGCCGCCUUUGGGAGAACAUGUCUGAGGACCAUCAAUGUUAUAGUCUGAUGUGCUCAGCCUCACAAAAUGCCAGCUGCCUACGUGCUGGAUUCCUAAAGGGGCCACCACCCCCACAUUAAUGAGAGAGAGGAAGAGGGCCAAUAAAAUACUCUUUUGAAAGCCACCGAAUGUGGGAAAGGGGACAACAAAACAUGAAUUUUAUGACAACUGUUUGCUGUCCCGAACAGCUUCCUUUCUGGAAACAUCUGGGAUGAGGCAGGGAUUCUGCUCCAUAAAAGUAAUUUGAACAGAGCAUGAUACAUUUCUGCCAUCCUCAUGUGGACCUGCGGGCAAUGCUGUCUGUUAGCAGAUGGAGGCAAUUUGUUAAGGUGUGGAUGGGCGUCUCGGUGGGGAAAUGGGCCACUAGCUUCACGGAGCCUCUGAGCAAGAUUGGCCACUGCUCAGAGCCUCUGGCCACUGCUCAGAGCCUCGAAUUCACCCAAGGGAUGUGGAGGAGCUGGAUUUGCCAAUGCUGCCUGGUUGCCUGGCAAAGUCUACAUGGAAGAGGGAUGCGCUGGUCUUAAGCCAGCCAGGAAAAGAGCUGAAGAGUCGCUUAAGGGGCAAAUUGGACCAUGUUUUAUCUCAUUUUCUGUGGCAGGCGCGGCUCUGGUGUUGAGGAAACUCGGCAGUGCUGGGUCUGGAUGCUCACAGGAUCCCCAGGAGCCUCAGUACUCACUGUGGUCCAGGGAGCUUGCCAGCGAAGCAUUUUAAUAGGAUUCCCUGGAGACUGCACAGUAAAGCAGUGAUUUGCAACCUCCCUGCUCCCUGGGGAGCUUUAAAACUACUGAGGCCUUGACCCCAACCCCAGACAGUCUGAUGUCCUUGGGCUGUGUGUGGUUUGGGCAUCAGGAUCUUUCCAAGGUCUCCAGGUGGCUCAAAGGUGCACUGCCCUAAAUCUUGUGUGUUGACAUGUGGAGGCGAGGAUAUGGAGGAACCCACUUUAGCAAGUUUUAAUAAUCCAAGGAUUUAAAGGCAGACUCUGCACUUGGCUCUUCCUGAGCAGAGAGGACAGAGAAGCAGGACUGCAAAAGCCCAUUUGGGAAGGCAGCAGGUGCCUGGCUAUCUGGUCCAGAAUUACAGCAAUUUCCUCCCUGGGGGCUGUGCCCAGCAGUAGCCCUGCCAUCAGGCGGAAAUGUAUAGGUCUCAUCCCUUGAUUUCUCAAGGUGGCUAUAUUACGGAAGGAAGAGAUCAGGAUCAGAGUUUGAUGAUGCACACGUGUGGCUGGUCAGCACUUCCAAGCCCAGGGAUGUUUCUGAAAACUAUACCCAGGCCCAUCUCUGCUUUCCCCGUGGGCCCGGCAGUUAGACAUCCCCGGCUGGAGCUGCACCACCACACACUCUUUUCUUCUGGUUUCUACACUGUCCCAGAAGGUGAUUUAUGAGCGGGAACCAAACAGACAAUGCCCAAACCGCUGCCCAAAAUAACACUAGCACGUUGAAAAAUAUUAUUUUAUUUGAUCCUCUCAAUAUCCAGACAUAGGCAUUCUUAGAAUUAUUCCCAUCAUACAGGAGAAAAACAAAAACAAACAAAAACCUGAGGUUAACUCCUGCUCAGGGUCAGAGCUAGGAAGUGGCUAGGAUGGGACUCUAACCCAGCAACUCUGGCUCCAAAUCCCUUUAGUUCUGUUACAACUUGUACUUUGCAUCAAAAGUUUAUUCGGGGAGGUGUAGAUAGGAGGGGCAAAAAAACAAUGAAAUCAGAACUUCAUUUAUUCCAGGUCAGUUUCACUAACCAUCAUCAGAUAAAGGAGGAAACAACUAGGAGGAAACCAAACAGUCUUCAGUAGAGAUGGUGGUGUAAUUCCAAAUGGGGUAGACAGCAUGAAUCAAAAUGAAGUUCUGGGUGGCACACAGCCACAGGAGAGAGGGGUUUAACUUAUCCCCUCUUUGGGGAGGGGUUCAGCCAUUCAAAGCCAAACUACCCAUAACGUCUUCCUAACCACCCAGGUCCACGGCUGGCACAUUCACCUAACCUCUCCUAAGGGGGCAUCCCAAGAAAGAAACGAGGAGGGAGGCUGUCGUACAUAUGGAGGGCCAUCCACUUUGGGGUUUGGUGCGCGCCAUGGGAAAGUACUCCCUAUCGGGCUAGAGCCAAGGGGGCUGUUGAUGAAAGGUAUAAUACAAAAUAUAUUGGCACCAUCUGCACAGCCAGUGAUUAUAGGUAAAUGUGACCCAGCACAGAUCUCUAGAGUUGCCUUAGGAGAGGCACAGCUGGUGGUCUUAAACCGCCAUAUUGGCAAGCUGCUGGCAUUGACCUACCUAACACCCUGGGCCUGGAAUCUCUUCCAUCUGGUACUUUUCAUAGGUAGUAUUUUUUACAAGUUGGUUUUCAUGGAUCAAAAUAGCCUGGCUAUUUUGUGGGGCAUAGGAAGUGGGGGGAAGCUUGCUUAGCAGAGGGAUGCACUUUGAAAUUUGAUAUUGGGCAUUCUGAGGUCAUGUAAAUGCACAUCCUCCAAAACCAACACUCCCCACCCCACCUAGCUUGUCAAAGGUUUUGCACAGCCAAGGAGGGAAGACAACUCUUGAGUGCAAGACUCUUCGGGCAGGGGAGCAUGGACUGGUACAACUCUCCUGGCUGGACCAGUGCUUGGCCCUGGGAGACCCUUAGCUGGGAUUCAGACAGAUACAAAGGAGAAGAAAACACCUCCACCACUCAGUCAACCCAAUAUAAUCUUAGUUUAGGUGAUGUCCACCCAGUCUUUUCAAAGCACUGUUAGAAAAGCACAGAAAUCAUGCAUGGGAACCACCACUUACCUCUCACCUUACAUUGUCUCUCCAUGGUUCACUUUACAGAGCAAGUGAUUAAAAUGCUGAUAUCUCACUUAUCUCAGGCCUUGGCUUUCUUGCCUGGAGACCAUGGGCUGUUCAUUUCUUUGGUAUUUGUUUGCAAGGCUGGGUUAAAAAUCAAUCGUGAUGAGAACUUGGUGUUUUAUCGAUUUUCCUUCAAGCUCAUGCUUUGGUGAACAUACAGGAAGAAUUCUUUUAGAUGGAAAAUCUCCACCAUACAAAGGACACACAGCCAGCCAACAUUUUUAGUCUUUUAUUUUUUUUAAGUAAAGAAAUUCCACUGAAUCAAAGAUAACAAAAUUACAGGUUUUUUUGUAAUGAUCUUUGUUUACCACCACACACAAUCAAA